Molecule: messenger RNA, 384 nt
Organism: Saccostrea echinata
Lineage: Eukaryota; Metazoa; Mollusca; Bivalvia; Ostreida; Ostreidae
Product: mitochondrial pyruvate carrier 2-like
Exons: 5
Coding region: 11-373 (120 amino acids)
Biological process (GO): pyruvate import into mitochondria
Cellular component (GO): mitochondrial inner membrane
Source: RefSeq, a predicted model, not a curated record
CACCAGGAAGAUGUCUCGAGCGUAUCAGUUUAUUAUAAGGUCUGUAGACAAAUUCGUUCCAUCCAAAUUUCGUCCUCUGUGGAAUCAUGAAGCAGGUCCAAAAACUAUAUUCUUCUGGGCGCCACUUAUGAAAUGGGUUUUGGUGGGGGCAGGUAUUGGGGAUCUUAUGAGACCUGCUCCUAAUAUUAGUCUUUUUCAGUCUACCUCCAUGUUAUCAGGUUAUAUUUGGACCAGGUGGUGUUUCAUUAUCAAACCAAAAAAUCUGAAUCUUGCUCUCAUAAACUUUUUAGUCGGGGUAAAUGGAACUGUUCAGUGUUUCAGGGUUUAUCGAUACAGAAAAUCAGUUGGAAAGACGAUGUCAUUUCGGGAUUAGAACGAGAACCA